CUCUAUCAAGUGUUAUCUUUUUGGCCGUUCCUACGUUCUUAGAACUGUAAAAAGUUUCUUUCUCGAACCAUUUUGUCUGCUUCUUCUCCAUAAUCAAGUGAUCUCAGAUACUGCUCUUCUCAUUCAAUGAACUUCCUUCUUAUCUUUUGGCCCUUCCUUAUCUUUUCCCUAACCAUUUGCUUUCGCUGAGGUUCCCCAAUCCUCCUCAUAUCUCCGUAGUCAAAAAGAUUCUUCUUCUUUAUAUUGGGAUUCUCCAUUUCAUUUCCCAAGAGUUGUCAGAAUUGUACUUCCAGAUUUUUCUUGGUUAUGGGUUUUUGUGGGUGUUCUGGGAUUAGAGUUGUUAGAGUUGAGGAGAAAGAAACAGCAGCAAAAGUACAGACCUGCACGUGGGAGCUGAAGCUAAAAAAAUGAAUUCUGCUGAUGAGAAAACUACCGAAAGUGAACUCUCCUUCAGCUCUUAACUUCCUUUGAAUUUCCAGGUAAUGAUUGUUGAAUGUCUGUCUUCAGCUAUUGCAAGGAUGGACACCAACGGCAAUAAUUGAGCUUCUGAUUUCCUAUUGCAGCAUGACCAUAUUGCCCUUGUCAAAGUCGAAAAUGGCCAAAAGCCUAACACCUCUCUCCCUCCAAAUUGUAACUAUUUUCUUGUGUUUCUUCUACCUUUUCCCUCCAUCAAUGUCCCUAACCGUUGAAACUCAAGCCCUCCUUGAAUUAAAAAAGCAGCUCAAUGACCCUUUGAACCACUUAGAUUCCUGGAAAGAUUCAGAAUCUCCUUGUCAAUUUUUCGGAAUUACUUGCGACUCAAACACGGGUCUAGUCACAAAAAUUUCACUUGACAAUAUGUCAUUGUCAGGUGAGAUAUCUCCAUCAAUUUCUGUGCUCCAAAGUCUCACAUCUCUUUGGCUACCAUCAAAUUUGAUUUCUGGGAAUCUUCCAGCCCAAUUGGUCCAUUGCAGGAAUCUGAAAAUCUUGAAUGUUACUGGAAACAACAUGAAUGGUAGCCUACCUGAUCUAUCCCGGUUGACAAACUUGGAAAUUCUGGAUUUGUCAACAAAUUAUUUUUCCGGGGAAUUCCCGACUUGGGUCAGAAUGUUGACAGGUUUGGUUUGGCUAGGCCUUGGUGAUAAUGAGUAUAAUGAGGGUGAAAUAUCAGAGGGCCUUGGAAAUCUGAAGAACUUGACCUGGCUUUAUUUGGCUGGUUCACAUUUGAGGGGAGAAAUCCCCGAUUCUAUUUUUGAACUCGAGGCAUUGCAGACAUUGGAUAUUUCCAAUAACAAGAUUUCUGGGAAUUUCCCAAGGUCAAUAUCCAAACUUAAAAAUCUUUACAAAAUUGAGCUCUUUAAGAACAAUUUGACAGGAGAAAUCCCACCAGAGCUUGGGAAUCUCACCCUUUUGCAGGAAAUUGAUAUUUCCGCUAACCAAAUGUAUGGGAAAAUACCUCCUGAGGUUGGCAAUCUGAAGAAUUUGACUGUUUUCCAAAUAUUUAAGAACAACUUCUCAGGAGAAAUCCCUGCAACGUUUGGAGAUAUGCAACAUCUUAAAGCCUUUUCCAUCUACAGGAACAGUUUUUUUGGAAAGUUCCCAGAAAAUCUUGGUCGGUUUUCACCACUAAACAGUAUAGACAUAUCUGAGAAUAAAUUCUCUGGCGGAUUCCCAAAAUUCUUGUGCGCUAAUGGGAACUUGCAGUUUUUGCUCGCUUUGGACAACAACUUUGCUGGCAAACUAUCAGAUACAUAUGCUGAGUGCAAAUCUUUGAUAAGGUUGAGGAUCAACCAGAACAGACUAUCUGGAAAUAUCCCUGGUGGAUUGUGGGCACUGCCUUAUUUACAAGUUAUAGAUUUCAGUGAUAAUGAUUUUAGUGGAGGAAUAUCUCAUGAAGUUGGUGCCUCUAUCAACUUGAAUGAGUUGGUAAUUUCAAACAACAAAUUUUCAGGUGACCUACCAUCAGAACUUGGCAAACUCAAUCAAUUGGAAAGGCUUUAUUUGAGUUACAAUAACUUUUCAGGCAAAAUUCCUUCUGAACUUGGAGCUCUAAAGCAGCUAUCAUCCUUGCAUCUGGAGGAGAACUUGUUUACAGGCUCAAUACCAAGGGAAUUGGGUCACUGUUCCAGCUUGGUGGACCUAAAUUUAGCUUCAAACUCCCUCAGUGGUGGUAUCCCCAAUACCUUUUCUCUGAUGAGCUCUUUGAAUUCCCUGAAUCUAUCAGAAAAUAAACUGACUGGUUCAAUUCCAAGCAAUUUACAGAAACUAAAGUUAUCUUCCAUUGAUUUUUCUAAUAACCAGUUGUCAGGAGUAGUUCCAUCGGAUUUUUUGACCAUGGGAGGUUACCAAGCAUUCGUUGGUAAUAAGAAACUUUGUAUUGAUGGACGUUCCCGUACCCCAUCAAAUUUUGGUUUGGAGGUUUGCAAAGGAGAGUCUGGCCACCGGAGAUUCGUUAAAAAUAAACUCGUCAUGUUCUGCAUCUUAUUGCUGGCCUUGGUUGUUAUUUUAGGAGGUUUACUGCUGGUGAGUUACUGGAACUUCAAGCUCAGUGAAUCUGGCAAUGAAAAUGAUCUGGGUGGAGAGAAGGAAAUCCAUCCAAAAUGGAAACUCGAGAGUUUUCAUCAGGUGGAAUUCAAUGCAGAUGAAAUAUAUGAGCUGGAUGAGGACAAUUUGCUUGGAACCGGAGGUACAGGGAAAGUUUAUCGACUGGAUUUGAAGAAAGGUGGUGGUACUGUGGCUGUGAAGCAACUAUGGAAGGGAGAUGUGGUAAAAGUUUUGACAGCAGAAAUUGGGAUUUUGGGGAAGAUCAGGCAUAGAAAUAUAUUGAAGCUGUAUGCCAGUUUAACGAAAGGAGGGUCAAAUUUCUUGGUCUUUGAGUACAUGGCCAAUGGUAAUCUAUCUGAGGCACUUCACCGAGAACUUAAGGGUGGACGACCAGACUUGGAUUGGUUUCAGCGGUAUAGGAUUGCCCUAGGAGCUGCGAAAGGAAUUGCCUACUUACAUCAUGAUUGUUCCCCACCUGUUAUUCACAGAGAUAUUAAAUCAAAUAACAUAUUACUGGAUGAGGAUAGUGAACCAAAAAUUGCAGAUUUUGGUGUUGCAAAGAUUGCAGAAGUGUCUCCUGGGGGAUCUGAAACAAGCUAUCUUGCUGGCACUCAUGGUUACAUCGCCCCUGAGCUGGCAUAUACUCUCAAAGUCACUGAGAAGAGUGAUGUAUAUAGUUUUGGCAUAGUGCUACUUGAACUAGUAACUGGUAGAAGACCAGUAGAGGAGGCUUAUGGAGAAGGAAAGGAUAUAGUUUACUGGGUCUUGACUCAUCUCAAUGACCCGAAAAACAUUCUCAAACUUCUUGACCAUAAGGUGGUGUCGGACCUUGUCCAAGAAGACAUGAUAAAAGUCUUGAGGGUUGCUAUGCUUUGCACGACCAAGCUUCCAAAUCUGCGGCCUACUAUGAGAGAAGUGGUCAAGAUGCUUGUUGAUGCUGAGCCUUACACUUUCAGGUCUCCGGAAAACUCUGAAAAAUAUGGGAAGGCUUUUCUUUAGUUUCUUUCCGUAUUGGUAGCUAAAUAUCUCAGGUGUAAAAUUUUCACUCAAUGUUUAGGUCCCUCAGCAUAUUAUUUCAUAGUAGAUUGCAUUCCGUUUUUGAUUUGUAUGUGCAAGAUUGCAAUGCUUAAGUGUGUCAAAUGAGUGGCCUUCAGUUUCAUCUUAGAUGAAAUUGUCUUGUCUAACUGUAUAAAUUUGAUGUCCAAGUGAACUUGUAGCUGUUAUUGUGUAUACAGUACAAAUAUAUUGUUUCUGGAUUGGUCAAUGAAAUUGGGUACUCUAGCUUUGUCGUCAGCUUUAUCCGUAUGUGAUAAGCAACUGGGCAAAAGAAGGAAAAUAAUGUUUGGCAGAGAGCCUCGUAGGAAGAUUGAACAAAAUGGCAAUAGGGGCAGUGGCAGUAGUAGUGCUUGUAAAUAAUAGCACUUUUUGCUUACAAAUUCCUUGGAACAGAUUGUGGACUGCAAAAAGAUGGAUAUAUGACAUCUUGGUGAGUGUAUUAACAGAUUAGCAAUUAUUACUUGACCAAGCCAAAUGGAAGGUAGCUAAAGGAGAGAACUUACAGAAAUAGAGAUGGAAUUGGUUUUCAGGUGAAGCUAUUGUGCAAACCAGUAACAGUAAUUUGCUACUGGGAGAAUGUUUUCAUGACUCGAGCCCGGAGGUUAAGAUGAAUCAACCUUACUGCUGUAACAAGACUCCAACUGCGAAACAAGGUACAAUAAAGACAAGAAGGAUAUUAUAUUGGGGCGGAGCCACCUCGGGACCAUGGUGGGGACUUGCCUUUUUUAUUUUGAUCACCUUUGAUUAGGUUCUCAUAAUGUUAUUUAAUAUACUGCAUUUAUUUCCUUAAAUUAUGAAUUUGUUUUAUUAAAGUACUAGUUUUUUUUUUGUCCAAUAAUUU
Ilex paraguariensis (yerba mate) is the source of this 4420-nucleotide messenger RNA. NCBI's taxonomy places the organism in Eukaryota, Viridiplantae, Streptophyta, Magnoliopsida, Aquifoliales, Aquifoliaceae. The record is from the annotation of a GenBank genome assembly.